GGUGCCGCGAGGCAGAAAUGAGUGCUUUGCUUCCGGUGAGACUUGCUUUCAAAGCUGUCCUCGUGCUUCUCCAAAUCCUGUUUCUUCUCUACGGAUGUUAUGCAGCUUACGACAUCCGACUCUAUCCAAUCAAGGAUUUCGGCUACAUUAUUCACGAGUUCGACCCUUGGUUUAAUUACCGCGCUGCAGAGUACCUGGCGGAACAUGGAUUGUACAAGUUUCUGCGGUGGUAUGACUACGAGUCAUGGUACCCCCUAGGACGCCCCAUUGGCACGACGAUUUAUCCAGGAAUGCAGGUCACAGGAGUAGCUAUUUGGGAGGUGAUGAAAAAGAUUGGAGAAUUCAAAGUCCAAACUCCAUCUUUCGUGUUGGCUUUGAGGCCAUUCAUCUCCUCUCUGAAACAAAGCGGCUGGAAGUUUUUGCCUUCCAUCAAGCAAAGCUAUGAGUUCACACCAAUGAGUCUCAAUGAUAUUUGUUGCAUGAUUCCUCCGUGGUUUGGCACCUACGCGUCCAUCUUCACGGGCCUCCUGACAUAUGAGAUCUCUCGAAGUGUCAACGCUGGCGUUGCAGCAACGAUGAUCAUGGCUGUGAUUCCCGCUCACCUCAUGAGGUCUGUCGGAGGGGAGUUCGACAACGAAGCAGUUGCAGUCACUGCUAUUUGCUCCACUUUUUGGUUGUGGCUCUUGUGUGUGAGGACUCCCUCACACUGGCCCAUCAGCGUACUUGCAGGCCUCUCCUACUUCUACAUGGUGGCAGCUUGGGGUGGAUACAUUUUUGUGAUCAACAUGGUUGGGCUCCAUGCAGCUCUCUUGGCAGCUUUGGGGCGCUUCAAUUCGGGGGUGCACAAGGCCUACAGCAUCUUCUACAUAGUGGGGACAGCAGGAGCCAUGCAGGUUCCAGUGGUUGGUUUACAACCGCUGCGCUCCGUGGAACAGUUAGGUCCCUUGAUGGUGUUUGUCGGCUAUCAAGUGCUUGCCUUCUGCGAUUGGCAAAGGCGAAGGCGACAGAUGGCUGCCUUUGACUUUGCGGUCUUCCGAAUCAAAGUUAUGGCGGCGCUGGUGGUUGUCACAGCGUUGGUUUGCGCUGCUCUUUACCCCACUGGGUACUUCGGCCCCAUCUCCUCACGGAUACGGGGCUUGUUCGUCAAGCACACGAAGACUGGAAAUCCCUUGGUCGACUCUGUUGCUGAACAUCAGCCAGCCAGCCCUUCCAUGUACGCGAGCUACCUGAACUUGCCCUUGGACUACGUGGUCUUGGGUGGCCUUGUAAGUUUGUGGCAUCGCAACAAUGGUUUUCUGCUUCUGUGUCUCUAUGGCUUCGUGGCGCAACACUUCUCUGGGAAGAUGUCACGCCUUGUCUUGAUUUGCGGUCCCAUUGUCUCAGUGGCAUGCGGGAUUUGGUGUGGCUUUGUGGCAGAUCAGCUCAUUGAGCCCUUCCUGCUGCUGCUGGGAAAGAAAGGAUAUGCUCCGCCAUCGGUUCCAGCCGAGGCAAAGAAGGGACCCGAUAGCAGCAAGGAGAAAAAGGACGAGAAGUCCGAGAAGUCGGAGAAAGGAAAAGCCAACAGCGGAAAGGCUAAAAAGACAGGGAAAAGAAACACCACCAACACAGUAGAAGUGGACUGGACCUUGGAGGAAUACGAGGAGGAUGAGAGGCCCGGUGGAGCGAACCACCUGUUGCGGCUUCUCCAAAGCUAUUUCUACAAGUCCAUUAGGGAGGAAAAUCUCGUAAGCUACCGGGAAACUCGAACAAUGCUGGACAACAAUCCGAGCGUCCUAGUGGGCCGAGCUAUGCUAUCGGUUGUGUUGCUGUUCUAUGUUGUGUUUCUCAGCCCGCUGUCGGUGAAAGUGCCGACUUUCAUCCAGCACUGCGAUCAGGUCGCCAAGUCCCUCUCAAACCCUCAAGUGGUCUUCAUGUCGCGAGACAAGCGGACAGGCCAGAACUUUAUUGUGGAUGACUACUUGAAAGGUUACCAAUGGAUUGAUGAGAACACACCCAAGGACUCACGGGUUAUGGCUUGGUGGGAUUACGGAUACCAGAUCACAGGCAUCGCGAAGCGCACAUCCAUCGCGGAUGGCAACACCUGGAACCAUGAGCACAUCGCAACCCUGGGCCGUACUUUGACCAGCAGCGAGAAGAAGGCUCACAAUGCAAUUCGCCAUUUGGCAGACUAUGUCCUGGUCUGGGCUGGUGGCGGUGGGGAUGACUUGGCCAAAUCGCCUCAUUUGGCAAGGAUUGGCAAUUCCGUUUUCCCUGAUCAUUGCGGGGAUGACGACCCCAAGUGCAACAAAUUCAGCUUUUACUCUGAUUAUUCACCGACUCCCAUGAUGGCGAGAUCUCUUCUCUACAAACUCUGCCAGCACAAAGUUAGUCCUGGUGUCUCAGUGAAUGAGAAGCUCUUCAAGGAGGUUCACACGACCAAGCAUGGCUUGAUGCGCAUUUACAAAGUGAUGAACGUGUCUCAAGAGAGCAAAGAUUGGGUGGCCGAUCCGAAGAAUCGCAUUUGCGAUGCACCUGGCAGUUGGUACUGUGUUGGCCAGUACCCCCCUGCUCUUGAGAAGCUUAUAGCCAAGCGAAGGAAUUUCGCCCAAAUCGAAGAUUUCAACAAACAGGGAGGGAAGAGCGCGUACACGAAGCUCAUUGAGAAGGAGCUGCAUGGUAGCGAUCUUUGACACGUUGAGACGAGCGCCACAAGCGAUGCGUGAAAGAAA
Messenger RNA from Cladocopium goreaui, 2708 nucleotides. Lineage: Eukaryota; Dinophyceae; Suessiales; Symbiodiniaceae. The record is from the annotation of a GenBank genome assembly.